Molecule: messenger RNA, 472 nt
Organism: Didymella exigua CBS 183.55
Lineage: Eukaryota; Fungi; Ascomycota; Dothideomycetes; Pleosporales; Didymellaceae
Product: cytochrome c oxidase assembly protein COX16, mitochondrial
Exons: 2
Coding region: 118-462 (114 amino acids)
Biological process (GO): mitochondrial respiratory chain complex IV assembly
Cellular component (GO): mitochondrial inner membrane
Source: RefSeq, a predicted model, not a curated record
GAUCUCCAAGCCAAGGUGUUGAGAUCAUCAAUUGCAGCUCGCUGAUACAAGUCGCCUGCGAGCGCAUUCACAUCGCCAACAAGCUACACGAGCCUAGCCCAGAGGCCCGCCGUUACCAUGCAGUUCUCUUCAAAGUCGUUCAAAGCGACGCUUCCCAACACGCUCGCCGCCAAAUACCGCAAAGCGCUGCAGAAGCACCCGUUCGCACUCUUUGGGCUGCCGUUCCUUGCAACGAUUGUCGCCGGCUCGUUUCUGCUCACACCCGCCACCGCGCUGCGCUAUGAGCGAUACGAUCGUAAGAACCAGCAAAUAAGUCAAGAACAGGCAAUGGGCCUGGGGCAGAAUCGAAGGAAGGUCAACAUGAAGGAUGAAUACUACAGAUUACAAGCCAAGGACCUCGAGGACUGGGAGCAGAGGCGUGUCAAGCGCCUGCCUGGCGAGCCGGACGGCACACUUGUUUGAGCUUCGAUGC